CUUUGUUAACCACAAAUUUGGGCGACCGACCACUGACGGUUCCCCCAGCAACACCGAGCAGGCGUCCGAAUCGAAGCCGGAAGCACCAAGCACGAACAACAGAGAAGACCUAUCUAUAACAUGUACCCCGGAAGUGGACAACCAGGCUCGGUGCCCCGCCGAGUGAACCCGAACGGUGGCGGCGCGGUCGGCGGCGGCGUGCCCAACGUGCCCUCGGUCGGCAACGUCAACCCGAUCCGCGACAUGCGGGAGAUGCGCGACCUCCGCGGCCCCAGCGUCAACAUUCCCCCGAUGCAAAUGACCGGCGCGCCCGGCAACGCCAACGUCGGCGUCGUCAACGUGCCGCAGAACCAAGCGUCGCAUGUGAGCGGCAGCGCGUCGCGCAUUGUUGACAUGCUCGAGAGCGCCAAGAACGAGUUUGAGAGCGUCCUGCAGCAGCUUAACAUCAGCAAGAUCGAAAACAUGGAGCUCGAGCGCAAGAUCCAAUCGCAGGUCGCCGAGAUGGACCAGAUUCAACAGACCCUCAAGGCGCUGGAGAACAACCACCGCCGCUUGCGCCAGCAGUACGAGGAAGACGUCAUCCGUAUGCGCCGUCAAAUGGAGGGCGGUGUCAAGAUGGGCAUGUCGACGGGCAAGCGGAAUCGUUCGGACGAGCAGGCCCCGCCCCCGCAAGUCAUGCCGCCCAUGAACCCCGGCCAGCCGAUGGUGCCUGCGCGCUCCCAGCGCAGCGGUAGUCCCGUCCGUGUCGCCCCGGCCCCCUCGAUGGGCCGUCCGGCCGGCCUCGACGAGCGUGACCAGCGUGGCCGCGAGCGCCCGUCGCACCAAGGCCCUCCUCCCCCGAUGCAGUCGUCCUCGCUGGCGCCGCUUGAGAACAACCUUCACACGCCGACGGCCGGCCGUCGUAGCGCCAUGCCGGGCAUCCCGAGCUCGCGUGACUCGGACCGCCGCGAUGUCCUCGACCGCCGUGGCGACGACCGUGAAGUGAUGAAGAACGACGACCGCCACCGCAUUCCUGGCCCGCCGCCGGCGUCGGCCGCCGUUGGCGGCUCGUCGGCCAACUCGUCGCCCGUCAUGAAGAAGAUCAAGUCGAGCGCCCCCGAAAGCAAGUCGUCGAGUGGCAACGGCUCGAGCAAGUCGUCGGUGCCGGCCCCGGCACCGAUGCAGUCGUCGCCGGGCAACCCCAAGAUGCACCACUUGAACAACGAAACGAACGAGUCGACGGGCUCGGUGACGCCGCCGCCGUCGUCCGCGCCGGGCGGUGGCAACUCGACGCCGUCCAACGGCAACAAUGCCGGCUUUUCGACCAACGGCUCGUCGAGCUCCAAGCAGAGCAAGGUCAAGUGGUCGAUCACGUACUCGAACAAGGGCUCGAGCACGCACUUUCCGGAGACGGAGCGCCCGACCGUCGAGAUGCAUCACACACUCGACCACCAAAGCGUCGUCUGCUGCGUCCGCUUCUCGGCGGACGGGACCAAGAUGGCGUCGGGCUGCCACAAGACGGCGCAGGUCUUUGACGUCGCGACCGGUGCCCGCACCUUCUGGGUGCAGCGCCCGGCCAUCACCAACGCCAACGGCGCGCAGCCCAACGAGAACGAGGACGCGUACGUGCGCUCGGUGUGCUUCUCGCCCGACGGCACGAAGCUCGUGGCCGGCAUGCCCCAGAACACGAUCCGCAUCUGGGACAUUGCGUCCAACGAGGAAGGCCCGCCGCUCGUCGGCCACGAAGCCGAAAUCUACUCGCUCGACUACGUCAACAACCUCAUUGUCUCGGGCUCGGGCGACCGCAAGGUGCGUCUCUGGGACGCGCGCUCGGGCGAGUGCCGCCACGUGUUUGGCACGGAGACGGGCGGCCCGGCCGAUGGUGUCACGAACGUGGCACUCUCGCCGGACGGCCGACUCUUGGCGGCGGCGUCGCUCGACAAGGUCGUGCGCAUUUGGAACACGGAGACGUCGCAGCUCAUGGACCGCUUGGAGGGCCACUGCGACUCGGUCUACUCGCUGGCGUUUUCGCCGGACGGCAAGAAUGUGAUCUCUGGCUCGCUCGACAAGAACAUUAUGCUCUGGGACGUGUCGGCGUCGGGCCGCACGACCACGCGGCCGCGCAUGCUCUUCCAAGGCCACAAGGACUUUGUCCUCUCGGUCGCCUACACCCCCGAUGGACGAUGGAUCAUGUCGGGCUCCAAGGAUCGGUCGGUCAUCUUCUGGGACCCGCGGACGGCACGGUCGGUGCUGACGCUCAGCGGGUACCGCAACUCGGUCAUCAGUGUGGCGUCGUCGCCGGCGUCGCCCUUCUUCGCCACGGGCUCGGGCGACUGUUUUGCGUGCAUUUGGAAGUACCAAUGUCAAACGAUUUAAAGAAGCCGCGGGUUGGUGUAAAAUUAGUGCAAGGUUGUCCAACGACAAAAAGACAAAAACAAUGUAUUGCGUGCAAACGACA
Messenger RNA from Saprolegnia diclina VS20, 2437 nucleotides. RefSeq lists its product as hypothetical. The record is from RefSeq and is a predicted model, not a curated record. The transcript is spliced from 3 exons. Lineage: Eukaryota; Oomycota; Saprolegniomycetes; Saprolegniales; Saprolegniaceae. Bases 121 to 2355 code for a protein of 744 amino acids. Gene Ontology annotation, molecular function: protein binding.